UAUAUGCUUCCUCUAGGCAAUAUUAUUAGGAAACACUCAAUUAACUUUCACUGUUACGCAGACAACACCCAAUUAUAUCUGUCAAUUAAGCUCGACGAAAGCGGUCAGUUAGCUAAACUUCAAGCGUGCAUUAAAGACAUAAAAUCCUGGAUGACCCACAAUUUCCUGAUGUUAAACUCAAACAAAACGGAAGUUAUUGUGCUGGGACCCAAGCACCACCGAACUUCAUUAUCUAAAGAUAUAGCUACCCUAGAUGGUAUUGCCCUGGCCUCCAGCACUACUGUCAGAAAUCUAGGAAUCAUUUUUGACCAGGAUCUAUCCUUUAACGCCCACUUAAAACAAACCUCUAGAACAGCCUUUUUCCAUCUUCGUAACAUUGCCAAAAUCAGGAACAUCCUCUCGCAAAACGAUGCUGAAAAACUAGUCCAUGCAUUUGUUACUUCCCGGCUGGACUACUGUAAUUCUUUACUAUCAGGCUGCUCAAAUAAGUCCCUCAAGACCCUCCAGCUGAUCCAGAAUGCUGCAGCACGUGUUCUGACAAGAACUAACAAAAGAGAUCACAUUUCUCCUGUAUUAGCUUCUCUGCAUUGGCUUCCUGUAAAAUCCAGGAUUGAAUUUAAAAUCCUUCUCCUGACCUACAAAGCACUAAAUGGUCAAGCACCAUCAUACAUAGAAGAGCUCUUAGUACCUUAUUGUCCCACUAGAGCACUACGCUCCCAGAACUCAGAGCUACUUGUGGUUCCUAGAGUCUCUAAAAGUAGAAUGGGAGCCAGAGCCUUCAGCUAUCAGGCUCCUCUCCUGUGGAACCAGCUCCCAACUUGGGUUCGGGGGGCUGACACCGUCGCCACAUUUAAGAAUAAACUGAAAACCAUCAUCUUUGAUAAAGCUUAUAGUUAG
This is a messenger RNA of Sander lucioperca (pikeperch), 897 nucleotides long. RefSeq lists its product as uncharacterized. The record is from RefSeq and is a predicted model, not a curated record. Lineage: Eukaryota; Metazoa; Chordata; Actinopteri; Perciformes; Percidae. The transcript has a single exon. The annotation marks the transcript as partial.